Messenger RNA from Paramuricea clavata, 162 nucleotides. NCBI's taxonomy places the organism in Eukaryota, Metazoa, Cnidaria, Anthozoa, Malacalcyonacea, Plexauridae. The record is from the annotation of a GenBank genome assembly.
AUGAACGAAGGCUCCAUGUCCUUGGCAUCAAGUAGUAAAAUAGAGAAGAGUAAAAGAACAGAUUCUACACCUGUAAAAACAUCGCGAGCAAUGCAACGUGAUAGAAGAGGUGAAAGCUCAUCUAUAUCACCGUCAAAGGAAAAUAUUUCAGAAGUUGAUGAG